Anopheles gambiae (African malaria mosquito) is the source of this 1804-nucleotide messenger RNA. RefSeq names its product integrator complex subunit 6 homolog. Bases 211 to 1575 code for a protein of 454 amino acids. Lineage: Eukaryota; Metazoa; Arthropoda; Insecta; Diptera; Culicidae. The record is from RefSeq and is a predicted model, not a curated record. Gene Ontology annotation, biological process: positive regulation of transcription by RNA polymerase II. Gene Ontology annotation, molecular function: transcription factor binding. The transcript has a single exon.
AACCUCGCCUUGAAUACAGCACGGCUGAUCUUUUGUUUAUUUCGCCAAAGCCGCCAAACAAAUCGGCCAUCCAUCUGUAGCGGUGUGUGCCAUUGUAACGAAUUUCACAACAAAUUACGGUAGAUAUAGUGAAAUAUUUGUGAUAAAACACGCAAUACACAACGUGCAAGUGAUUGGUUUGGCACGUGCCUACCCACAAACAUCCCCAGAAUGGAUGCCCAAGUAAAAACGGAAGCGAUCGAAGACAGCAUCGACGCAAUUGACACGAGCAUGCAGUACCUGAUCGAUGAAGCCGACUCAUACCUCAGAGCUAUCCACAACCGGCGGCAAAGCUUAAACAGCAACAUUACAAGCUUCGACGGGGCCAGCACCAGUUGGGACAGUACGGGCAACAACAGCAGCACCCUAGCGGACAGCACCGGUUCGCACAGUAUGGGCAUCAGCGGCAGUGCCUUCGCGGACAGCACCGGUCGGGACAGUACAACAAGCAGCUACAGCAGUGCCCUAACGGACAGCAUCGAUUCCGACGGUACGGGCAUCACCGGCAGCGCCUACGCGGGCAGCACCGGUUCGGAGGAAACAAACGAAAGCAUUCCACCAGCAGACAACAUAACCGCAGCAUCAUCCGUACCGUCAGUGGAUAAUAAUAACAGCAACAGCAGCAGCACCGAGAGCGCUGGAAGUGAUUCUACCGUACUGUACAGCCUAGACGAAACAAUGCCAAGAGCGCCAAGAACAAUUUCCCCCAUCACCAUCGGGGACGAUUCCAUCGCGGGGGACGUCAUUGCGGUGGAGGAUGUCGCUACAGCCGAAAGAGUACCGCGCCGGCGACGCCGAAAUCAGCAGCUGGCCGAGCCCUAUCCUCGAUCGAACAUUUCCAUCAUCGAUCUGUCGGAUGUACCCAUCGGAACACCGCCCGCAGCACGACAGCCAUCAUCGCGUGGCCGAUCGGCACCGGUGGUUAUCAUAUCGUCAUCGGACGAGGAAAACGAAGGCGAGCAACCGCCACCACCACGUCGGCGCAUCAAUGUGACACAAAACGCCACCAACACGCUCAUACAAAUCGGCAAUGUUAGCAUCGAUUUGAACGCGCCGGAUCCCUCCUCCGUUGUGGAGCUAACGCUAUCCGGUUCGCAGAACGACAGAUACCUGUUCGAUUCUACCGGCAGUCAGCAGCGCAUUGAACACAACUAUACCCGCGACUUUGGAGAUAUUGACGCCCGUUCUGCGUUCCAAGUGCGGCCUGCUCGUCAAGCACCACCACGGUCACGAUUAUCAUCACACGCACCAGCACCGGCACCAGCACCAGUACCCUCACCAAGACGAGCAGCACCAGCGGCGGCAGUAGCUACUAAUUCACAACCAAACGAUAAUCCCAGCACGGGCAAGGAUAUCAUCUGCCCGAUCUGCUACGAAUCGUUGGCGGACCGGCCGGUCCUGUCAACGAUCUGUGGCCAUCUGUUCUGUGCCGACUGCAUCAAGCGUGCCCAGCAGCUAACCAAACAAUGCCCGAUGUGUAAGAGAAAACUAUGGAAAGCUUCGCAGAUGCAUCCUAUCUAUUUUACUGUCUCCUAGCUUAAUUAUGUUUGUUAAUCUUAUGUCGCGUUUCUUGAACGAUUUUUCACUAAGAAGACGUUACAAGACGCACUAGUUACCUUAGUGAUUGUUUCUUUAUUUUUACUGGCGAAUACGCUUAACGAAGGGGAAAUCCCAUUUAUCUCAUCAACAAAUCUGUAACAAAGGCUGAGCCGAAUGAAUAUGAAAUUUGUAUUACGUGAAAUAAAACUUGUUAGCCAGUUCUUAA